AUGAAACGAGUUAAUACAUAUGAAAGCGCUGGUGAUUCUGAUGACGAAUUUAUAGAUUCAAGUUUAAGUCCAAGAGAUUAUGAUUAUGAACAUUUAACAAGUCGUAAGAAACGUCGUGGUGUUAUUGAAAAACGUCGUCGUGAUCGAAUAAAUCAUUGUCUAAUGGAAUUACGACGACUUGUUCCACAAGCCAUAUCAAAAGAAGGUUCAACUAAACUUGAAAAAGCUGAAAUUUUACAAAUGACUGUUGAUCAUCUUCGUUCAUUACAAAAUAUUAAUAAAGAUUCAAAUAAUUCUUGUCAAACAUGGCCAAUAUUUGAUGCACAUGCUAGUGGUUUUCGUGAAUGUAUUGAUGAAAUAUCACGUUAUUUAAUAUCAGUUGAAGGUUUUGAUGUUCAACAUCCACUUCGUUUACGUCUAUUAUCACAUCUUGAAUGUUUUACUGAAAGUAGUAUAAGUCCAUCAGUAAAUCAAUCAUGGCCCGUAAUACAUCAACAAACACCAAGUGCAUUUGCAACACCACCUUUAUCAUCUUAUACAACUUCAACUAUCGGAUAUCAUCAACAUCAACAUCAUCAUCAUCAUCAAACAAAUCUAAAUUUUAAUAUGAAUCAUUAUCAACGGCCACCUAUUGAUUCAUCUUGUCAAUUGCCAUCAUCGUCAACAUCAUCAUCAUCAUGUAUUUAA
This is a messenger RNA of Adineta steineri, 687 nucleotides long. Lineage: Eukaryota; Metazoa; Rotifera; Eurotatoria; Adinetida; Adinetidae. The record is from the annotation of a GenBank genome assembly.